Messenger RNA from Anopheles stephensi (Asian malaria mosquito), 1361 nucleotides. RefSeq lists its product as uncharacterized. NCBI's taxonomy places the organism in Eukaryota, Metazoa, Arthropoda, Insecta, Diptera, Culicidae. The transcript is spliced from 4 exons. The record is from RefSeq and is a predicted model, not a curated record. Bases 218 to 658 code for a protein of 146 amino acids.
GUUGGGUUGUGUUGGUGCGAUCGAUUCGGGCGGCGUGGAAGCGCAACAUAGCACGCACAACAACGAUAGCUGUGGUCGCGAGUGGUUCCGUUUCUUUGCUCAAGUGACGGCACAAGUGUUUGCCAGUUUCCCGUGUGGGUUUUUUUGUGUUAAAAAACACCAACGACAUCCCCCCAACCCGGACGUACUGCCCUUGCCGGUAUGGUGUAGUGGUAUCAUGUCCACCAUCGAGGAGCGUACAGCGUACCUAGACAAUCCCUACUUCAAAGGACACAUCUACGGGAACUUUAACCCGUUCUACGUCACAAUCGCCAUCUGCACCGUGAUCGGUGUGUUCAUCAUCGUGCUGAACGUCGUGUGCGGUUGCUGCUCCAAGCACAAGCAGUACUGGCAGGAUAGGCACACAGGAAAUCGGUGGUUAGUGUCAUUUUGGUCAGCAACACCGCACAAGCAACCACCACUCGAUCUGACGGAGCUGAAGGACGCCAGCCACUUCCAGCCAGUUAACCCCGACGUUGAGCGUCCAGUCGAGUACACCGUAUCGCACCACCGUCCCCAGUAUCAGUAUCCACCGGCCGCCGUGCGUGGAGCAUCCCCCCAGGGCUACCAUCACCGGGAAGAGUACGUGGAGUUGCAGAAGCGUGAAAGUGACAUCUAGGCGAAAUGGCUUGGUUGAUCGUUUACCCGGCGGUGGCCAUGUUGGCCAUGUUUAUCGUGCUGAUCAUCAUGCUGAUCUUGCGAUAUGGUGCGCAGCUGUGUCAGCUGCGCCAUCACGCCCUACCGGACGAUCAGGACAUGCGUGAUCAGGCGUACGAUCAGAAGGUUAGCUACGCCUGACACGCAUCCAGGAAGGGGGAGAAGGCGUCGCCAUCAAUGACACCAAAAUGCAGUUCCGAGUAAGAGAGUGUGAGGCACUCUGCAUCAUUAUUUUAUAUCUCUCUCCUACCAACUUCAUAACAUUCCACUCGAAAAAAUUUUAAUAUUUUUUUCUAUAAGUCGGGAAAUGCUUUUGACAUUUUCUCCCGCUGCUCUGUAUUUAGAGAUUAGAGACAUUUUUUUUACUAACAUAGGGUAGUAGCAUCGUGCCUUUUCUAAGACUUGAAUCUCUUGAUGUACCACAUUCCGUCCACGGGGAAAGCGAUUUUUGUUUUACCGAAGCAUUUACCGAAACAAUGCUGCGUUGUAAGAACAAUUUUUAUCCGAUAGGAAAAGCAUUUUUUGCUAGAAAUAUUCCAUUGCAACGGUAAAGCGCACAAGAGAAGCCACUUUCUUUUAAUGAAAAUGUUCGAUUUAGCAAAACACUGUAAGAAGCAAUAAGAUGCAGUAGAACAACAAUAAAGGUACAACCUCGUCAACCUCUA